Molecule: messenger RNA, 1326 nt
Organism: Kockovaella imperatae
Lineage: Eukaryota; Fungi; Basidiomycota; Tremellomycetes; Tremellales; Cuniculitremaceae
Product: t-SNARE
Exons: 7
Coding region: 65-1288 (407 amino acids)
Biological process (GO): vesicle fusion; intracellular protein transport; vesicle-mediated transport
Cellular component (GO): SNARE complex; membrane; endomembrane system
Molecular function (GO): SNARE binding; SNAP receptor activity
Source: RefSeq, a predicted model, not a curated record
AGAUCACUCGGAUGGCGAGGAAGACUCAGAUAGCGACAUAGGACCACUGAAUGUUGGCCUCACCAUGUCAAGUCCAUUUUUGCCCGUCUCACCGGCCAACACGGCAAGCUCGACGUUUCCAAGCUCACCCACUUUUGGUCAAACUUCCAAUGCUUCGUCUUCCUCUGCAUCGACAUUGACUGGUAUAACGCGAUCAAGGACACUAUUCUACUUGUCGAUUCGGGACAGCUCCAUCACACCGCGUAGAGGCCCAAAGAGGAGUCCAGAGGGUCAGUAUGGGAAUCGCAUGGAUGCAACAGACGAGGAGGAAGGGCUACUGGGAGCUAGGGACACCAAAGGUCUGCCACCGAAGUGGGUAGAUACGAGAGAUGAGAUUGAGGAGACUCUUGAACGUAUACCUAUGAAGAUAAAUGCUCUUGAAAAGUUGCACGCCAAACAUGCUCUUCCAGGAUUUACAGACAGGUCAGCAGAGGAGCGAGAGAUAGAGAGGCAGACGACAGACAUCACAAGAGACCUGAGGCGCUGUACGAAACUCAUUGGGACCAUACGACCUCUGAAGAAUGCCUCCAACGUGGAGACCACGACGGCAAAGAAUGUUCAGCGAGGUCUAGCACAGCGAAUACAGGAUCUUUCUGGACAAUUUAGGAAGAAACAACGGAUAUACAUGAAGAAGCUGCAAGGCCACGCGAUCAAAAACAAGGAUCUCCUCGUGGCUAGUGGAGCUAUCAGUCUGCGAGGAUCAGACAUGAUCGAUGAUCUGCAGGAAGAUGAGCAUGCGAGCAAAACCCAGCUCCAGUCUGAAGCUCAAGUCGCUAUGGAUGUGGAUUUAGAUCAACGCACCAACGAGAUCACUCAGAUCGCAUCCUCGAUCUCUGAGCUCGCGGAUCUUUUUCGGGAUUUGGGCAAUCUCGUAGUGGAACAAGGCACGGUCUUGGACAGCGUGGAGUACAAUGUUCAGCAGACGGUCACUGAACUUAAGGGUGCCGAAGAAGAGCUGGUCGUCGCUCAGAGAUACCAAGCGAACACUGGACGUCGGAAAUGUAUCCUUCUCCUCAUCCUCAUUAUCGUCGGCUUGAUCAUCAUCCUCAUUUACAAACCCCGAGGAGGACCCGAUCCCGUAGUCCCUCCGCCUAUCGAGCCCCCGAGUCGAUUUGCGAAUCCACCAGCCGAUGAGCAAUCGGAUCAUGUUAUCAUCAAUCGGCCCGGAAAGUUUCCUCUUCGCCCACCGAAUGGAGACCAAGUGAUUAAUGAUGGUCGGGUCAGGUCAAGAUUGUUCAGGACCUAUUGAGUGCAAUGAGAUCGGUAGAUCUCUACGAAUACAACACA